AUGUUCUGGCCAAUAUUCUCCAUUCUGGUUGUUUCGGCAGUUUCCUUCCCAUUCCUGGAAUCAUUAUCAUUUCAAGGACUUGCUGAGCCUACAACCUUAACAACUACUGACCCUACAACCUUAACAACUACUCAGCCUACAACUUUAACAACUACUGACCCUACGACCAUAACAACUACUCAGCCUACAACCUUAACAACUACUGACCCUACGACCAUAACAACUACUCAGCCUACAACCUUAACAACUACUGACCCUACAACCGUUACAACUACUUUGCCUACAACCGUUACAACUACUGAGCUUACAACCGUUUCAACUACUUUGCCUACAACCGUUACAACUACUGAGCCUACAACCGUUUCAACUACUUUGCCUACAACCGUUACAACUACUGAGCCUACAACCGUUACAACUACUGAGCUUACAACCGUUACAACUACUGAGCCUACAACCGUUACAACUACUUUGCCUACAACCGUUACAACUACUGAGCCUACAACCACAACCGAACCAUCCACAACAACUGUAACAACUACUGCGCCUACAACCACAACCGAACCAUUCACUACAACUGUAACAACUACUGCGCCUACAACCACAACCGAACCAUCCACUAUAACUGUAGCAACUACUGAGCCUACAACCAUAACAACUACUGAGCCUACAACCCCACCAUCCACAGCACCUCAAGGAACUCCUAGCCUUCCAGCCACCACCGUCACAGCUCCCUCAAUUCCAAGCACGACUGUCUCGCCAACAACUCAACCCUCAGUAUCUCAAUCCACAGAAGGAUCGCCAAAACCCUCUACUGGAGCACCAGCAACGUCAACCCCCGCAGAAUCAACCACCACAAAAUUAUCUACCUUUCCUCCGGCAGUUAAACCUAUUGAUGAAAACUGUUCGAAUAUUCUGAAGGGGAGCGGAACUACUGCAGAAACACAAGAAUCAGCACGAGUUAUUGACGCAGUUUUUUAUUCGAUCACUACGGAUAAUUGGUCGAAUCAAAAAAAAUGUACUUAUCUCAACCUAACAAUCUUGGUAAAAAAAGCAUUGAAGAUAACCAAACAAGUAUGCGGAGAAGAUACCGCUAAACGAUUUGUUGAGAAAUUGAACACCGCAAGAAAGUCUAGCAACUGCGAUCAACUUUUUGAAGAACCUUUUGAAUAUUCGUUGGAAAACUUGGAUUGA
Molecule: messenger RNA, 1191 nt
Organism: Caenorhabditis remanei
Lineage: Eukaryota; Metazoa; Nematoda; Chromadorea; Rhabditida; Rhabditidae
Exons: 3
Coding region: 1-1191 (396 amino acids)
Source: RefSeq, a predicted model, not a curated record